AUGUCCAUCAUCGCAGCUGUGACCAGAGACAGCCGCCUCCACACCCCCAUGUACUUCUUCCUGCAGAAUCUGUCCUUCUUGGACAUGUGCUACACCUCGGUCACCAUCCCCAAGGCACUGGUCAAUUCCCUCGUGGGUUCCAACCUCAUUUCCUUUUGGGAGUGUGUGGCUCAGCUCUUCUUAUUUGUCAUGCUGUGUGCUUCCGAGUGCUUCUUGCUUACGUCCAUGGCCUAUGACCGCUGUCUAGCCAUCCACAAGCCUCUCCUCUACGGCGUCAUUAUGAGUAGAAAGCUGUGUGCAGAGCUUGUUGCCAUGGCCUGGCUGAGCGGAGCUCUCUAUGCCGUUUUCCACACCGCCAACACCUUCUCCCUUCUGUUCUGUGGACCCAAUGUGGUCGACCACUUUUUCUGUGACAGCUCCCCCCUCAUGAGGCUCUCCUGCAGUGACUUCCACACCCACGAGGAAGUGGGAUUUGCAGUGGGCGGGUGCAUCAUUCUCAGUGCCUUUGCCCUCACCGUCGCCUCCUACGCUGUCAUCAUCUCUGUCAUCGCUCAGAUCCACUCUGCCAGGGGCCGUGGGAAGGCCUUCUCCACCUGCUCCUCUCAUCUUGCCACUGUUACUCUGUUUUAUGUCACUGGGAGUGUUGCUUACCUGAGACCUACUUCUCAAUACUCUCCCACUCAAGGACGACUACUGUCUGUGUUUUACUCCAUCCUAACACCCAGCCUGAACCCUCUCGUUUACUGUCUGAGAAACAAAGACAUGCAGGUGGCCCUGAAGAAGCUACUUGCCCCAUCCGACUAG
This is a messenger RNA of Phyllostomus hastatus (greater spear-nosed bat), 804 nucleotides long. Its product is annotated as olfactory receptor 1044-like. The transcript has a single exon. Lineage: Eukaryota; Metazoa; Chordata; Mammalia; Chiroptera; Phyllostomidae. Gene Ontology annotation, biological process: G protein-coupled receptor signaling pathway. The coding region runs from base 1 to 804 and encodes 267 amino acids. Gene Ontology annotation, cellular component: membrane. Gene Ontology annotation, molecular function: G protein-coupled receptor activity; olfactory receptor activity. The record is from RefSeq and is a predicted model, not a curated record.